ACCAUACUUGCUAUGAAUAAUAAUGGUAUUGAUAAUUAGAAACAUUGAAUGUUAUUUUUCUAGRAAUGUUUCAUUCAAACACUCAUGGURCAUCCCCAGUGAAGCCAUUUGCAAGUACAUCAGYCAAAACAGCAAGUUCAUUMUUCGCAUUAACCUKCAGGAUUGCUAUUGGCUAAAGCAGUCACAACUAAUAAAAUGCCUCAWCAAAUGCUGUAAAUUAAUAUCUUUGGAUAUUAACGGUUGUAUUAUAUCAACUGCAAAUGUUAUGGAUUUGGUUAARAAAUUGACAAAGCUACAACACCUUGGAUGUCCAUUUAUGAUUGAUUCAAACACRGAUAUGUCAUCUAUAUUCUUUGGCCCAUUUUUUAAAGAUCUCUCUUCUAUCCAUAUUGUUCUGCAUGUAAGUGCACCAGGUUUAGGUGCUCUUAAGAUAAUUCAUGGCUUACAAGAUAUACAAAAUGUUGGAGUUACAAUAGUUAGCUCAAAUAGUAGUUUCCACCAAGAGUUCUACAAAUAUGCUGUUGUCGAUCAGUCACAAUUAGUAGUACCACACGAGAACAGAGACCCAGUUGYAAACAGACCAUUUUCAUCUUGCUUAUGUAAUCUCAAGGCUUUAAAACUAUCACGAUCUGAAUCAUUCUAUAUGCUAGAAGCACAUCAAAGCACCUGUGAAAAUGAUACAUACUUUAAGCAUAGUAUUUUGUCUGAAAAUCUUGAAGAAUUGAGGAUUUCAGGAUUUGAAUUCGAGUCUGAAGGAGAAAUGUCAGUCAUUGUUGGCUUGUUAUUCGGAUGUCGAUUCCUAAAGCAUGUUUCUUUAACUAAUGUAUCAUUACCUCAAAGUUUAUUUCUGGAUGGAAUUCAAAGCAGUAUCUUGGAGACAAUUGACCUUGAGUCUUGCUAUCUCCUUCAGUUGGAAAUGCUGGAGGAGAUUGUUGAGAGGUGUCAGUCAUCACUAAAAAACUUGAAUCUACUGAUUGACAAUGUACUGGUUUAUGGAAGGUAUAAAUGCAAACACUACAAGACCAUCAGGAUGAUUACUAAGUGUGUUGGACUGCAAUCACUAGCUUUAAACCCAUGCUGUUUGAGAACWAGUACUGAUGAAGAAAAUCAAGAAGAUCAUCAAAUACCACAAGAUGUUGAGGAACCAAUAAGCAAUCCAUUGUUAACACUAGCAAGUUCCACAAGAUUUAUAACAGAGUUUGAACUGAUUGAAAAAAUAAGGACCAGAGCAACUCAYUGUUAUGAAGUUGAUUACAGAGAAGUAGCUUGUCCAUGUAUAUCAUCUGAACAGCUAGARUCCAUAUCAUACUGGAAAUAUCUAAGGAAACUUACUCUUGCAGGCUUUCAGGUAACGGGCAACAGUGAAUUUCUGAUCACAAUAUGUCAAAGCUGCACAAAACUGUCAAAGUUAUCUUUGGCAAACCUGAAAGGUCCUGCUUUAAGUCACUCUGGUAACAUUGCUCACUUGAAUACUGCUUUGACUUUUUGUCAUAGCCUGAAGGAUUUUAGGCUAGAACAACCAUACUUCUGUAUAACCAAGACAUUUCUACAAGCUCUACACAAUAUGCACCAGCUAGAGAGAGUUUGUUGGAAAGUUAGAAGUGGAACUCUAGCUGCAGAUCAUGUUGCASCUUGGAUGAAUCAGUGUAAAAAGGUUAUCUGUGUUAUUAUCUGUUGUGAUAUUACAAAGAAAGCAAGUAAAACCCUGGAAAAAUAUCUUACUGACAGGUACAAGUCAAGACGACCAACUUUAAUAGUAGCGGUUUACCCGUACGUWAUGCAAAAGAACGAUCCAAUCAAGCRCAUAGCAGAUGAAAGCAGAACACCUGCUAUUCCCUCAGUUCAUCUUCAAGAAAUGGCUUUUCUUUCCUCAAGAGUUGGAAAAUCAAGAGAUGAGUGAAUAAAUGGGAAGUGGAUGGAAUAUGAGAAGUCUUCAAGUCAGUUUGGGAUUUAUUUUUGAGAUGCGAAGAAGUCAACGGAAUCUGGRAUCAUCAUUUUUCAACAUUUUUUUGGCACAGCCGACAAAGAAGUCAAAGGAMUGAUAUCAUUCAUUUACAUAGCAUGGACAAUGGUUAAACGAUUUUUAAAGGGAUAUAAAAUAUUAAAAAAGUGCAUGAAUGUUGUCAUGAGACUGCUAAGGUAACAACCCUUUUUAAAGCGAUGAUGUCAGAAAUCGGACUUUCUUCAUGUUUACAAUGUUGAUUUAGUGAACGAGUGUUUAUUGUAGUUGUUUUCAUUCAUGGAUAUGUGCCUAGAGACUAGCUAAAAGUGCAAACAAGGACUGUGGAGAAGUUUGGAUUAGCAUAUGAAUUCAGUUCAAAUAAAUAAAUCUAAUGGCU
Exaiptasia diaphana is the source of this 2339-nucleotide messenger RNA. RefSeq lists its product as uncharacterized. NCBI's taxonomy places the organism in Eukaryota, Metazoa, Cnidaria, Anthozoa, Actiniaria, Aiptasiidae. The record is from RefSeq and is a predicted model, not a curated record. Gene Ontology annotation, biological process: SCF-dependent proteasomal ubiquitin-dependent protein catabolic process. The transcript is spliced from 8 exons. Bases 23 to 1900 code for a protein of 625 amino acids.